This is a messenger RNA of Paramecium sonneborni, 1674 nucleotides long. The record is from the annotation of a GenBank genome assembly. NCBI's taxonomy places the organism in Eukaryota, Ciliophora, Oligohymenophorea, Peniculida, Parameciidae.
AUGAAUAAAGAAAAUGUUUGCCAAGCCUUUAAAACUGUCAAAGUUAGCAAUCGUGAGUUAGAAACUUUGGUUAAUUCAAGAGUUAAUUAAUUACAAAGAUAACUAUAAGAAAAAGAAUAAGAAAUUGCUUAAUUAUAACAAUUUAAUCCACCUGCACAAUCUCGAUUAAUGGAAAUUAAAUUUGAUACUAUUUAAACUGAGAAUCAUUAAUUGAGAAAUUAAGUUAAUUAAUAUGAAUCUAUGAUAAAAACUAUAUAGAAUAAAUGCAAUUCAUAAUAAAAUUAAUUAGAAACACUUACAAAUUUACUCUAAGAGACUCAAAAUAUAUUAGACUUUGAGAGAUAAGCUAAAUAAGCUUUAGAACUCUAAUAAUCAAAUAUACAAUUAGAUGCAGAAUCUGAAAAAUCAGCAAUCAAAACAUAAAUUGAUAUUUUGAGAAAAGAAAAAUAUCAAUUUUAAUCAUAAUUUUAAGAAACUGAGUUGUAAUUGAAAUAAUAACAAUUAAUUAAUAUGGAAAUUACUUAAGAAAUAACCUCACUCAGUAAUUCAUUUUAAUAAUUAUAACUUUCAUAUUCUAAAUUAGAGGAAAAAACUUAUGAAUUAGAAUCUAAAAAUGAAAUUUUAGUUUCUUAAUUGGAUGUUUAUAAAACAUAAAACGAAUAAUUGAAAUCAUAAUUGCAAUAAGUUAAUCCUAAAAAUGUAGAGAAACAAUUUUAAUAACAUGAUAGAAUCACUGAACUUGAAGCAAAAUUGAGAUUAUCUUAUGAAAAUACUUCACAAUUUUAAUAAUUAUUAAAUGAAAAAUAAGAUCUUAUAAAGAAAUUAGAAAAAUAAUUAUAGAGACAAUUAAAUUGGAAUGACAAUAAUCAUCAAUUAUAGGAUUAAUUGGAGAAAUCUUAAUUUACUAUUGAGGAAAUGUAGUUUGAAAAUUAAAAAAUUGCCAAAUUUUAAUAAUAAUAAAUAGAAUAAUUAAAGAGACAAUUAGAAUAAUAAAGCAAUAAUAAUGAAGAAUUGAUAGAAACAAAAUAAUAAUUAUAAAAAGUUAAAGCUGAAUUUGAAAAUUACAAAUCAAUCUAAGAAAGCAAAUUAAAUGAUGUAAUUUAUAAUAGAUUAUAAUAGGCCAACUCAAAAUCAUAGUUAGAUUUAUAAAAUUAAUGGAAUUUAGAAAAAUCUAAAUUAGUAAAUUAAAUAUAACAUUUAUCAAGUUAAAUUGAAUGUUAAUAAAAUCAAUCUUGCGAUUAAAUGAGGAUAUAGAUUGAAAGUUAAAUGGCAUUGAAAUAUGCUUCUGAAAAAGUUUAAUUAGAAAAUCAAUUAUGGGCUGUUUAAGAAUAAUUAAAUGGAAUAUAAAAUUCUAUUGAUUUAUAUGUUACCAAAAUCAGUUAAUUGAAUAUAGAGAAUGAUUAAUUAAGAGAAUAAUUAAUAGAAAAUUAGAAUAAUUCCAAACAAAUAUUGAUAUAAGAAACAUAAAUUCGUAACUUUUGUGUGGAGAUUGAAAAAUUAAAAAGUAUUUUAAUAUAGAAGAGUGAUCAAAUAGAAUUUUUAUAGUAAAAGUCAAUGUAGACAGAAUAUUUGGUUAAUUAUGUUUAGGAGUUAGAGAGAAAAGUUAAUCAAUUAAGUUAAGACAACUAAAGAUUAAAUACUAUAAUAAUUUAAAGAUGUAAAAAUUCUUGGUGA